GCGACGCAGUCGUUGCGUCAUAGAGGACACGUAACGGGACUGCCUGACCGGAGGCACAGAGCAGAGACAGCAGGACCAGGACCACUGGAUACUUCAUGCACACAGAAGCCUGAAACAAUUGAUUACUGCACAGCGUUGACACAGAAGACCAAAUAUAGAGAUGGUGUUCAGAGGCACAAUAACAGAUGCUCCGGACUUUGAUCCCACCACUGAUGCUGAGGCCCUUUACAAUGCUAUGAAAGGCAUCGGUAGUGAUAAAGAGACCAUAUUGGAACUGGUCACCUCAAGAAGCAAUGCUCAGAGGCAGGAAGUCGUUGCAGCAUACAAAUGCAGCUUUGGACAGGAUCUGAUUGAGGAUCUGAAGUAUGAGCUGACGGGCAAAUUUGAGCGUCUCAUUGUCAGUCUGAUGAAAACCUCCGCCUACCAUGAUGCCAAAGAAAUCCAUGAUGCACUCAAAGGAGUAGGAACAAACGAGAGAUGCCUCAUUGAAAUCCUGGCAUCUAGAAACAACAGACAGAUUCUUGAGAUGGUUGCAGCAUACAAGGACGCCUAUGGCAGAGACAUGGAGGAGGAUGUAAUCGCAGACACAUCAGGUCACUUUAAGAAGAUGCUGGUUGUUUUACUUCAGGGGACCAGAGAUGAGUCAGGAGUGGUGGACGCAGACUUGGUGGAGCAGGAUGCGCAAGAUCUGUAUGCAGCCGGAGAAGAGCAGUGGGGGACUGACGAGGCCAAAUUUAUCAUGAUCCUGGGAAGCCGCAGUGUGACCCACCUCCGCAUGGUUUUCGAUGCAUACGAGAAGAUUGCAGAGAUGUCCAUAGAGGACAGCAUAAAGAAUGAGUUGUCUGGGGACUUUGAGAGGCUGAUGCUGGCUGUUGUCCAGUGCAUAAGGAAUGUCCCCAUGUUCUUUGCCAAGCGCCUUUACAAGUCAAUGAAGGGUCUCGGAACAGCUGACAACACCCUGAUCAGGAUCAUGAUUUCUCGCUCUGAAAUAGACAUGUUGGACAUUCGAGAGUGUUUCCGUUUAGCAUAUGAGAAGUCACUUUAUAACAUGAUUAAGGAUGACACAUCGGGGGACUACAAGAGGACUCUCCUUAAUCUGUGUGGAGGAGAUGAUGAUUUAGCUGGAGAGUUCUUCCCUGAAGCUGCUCAGAUAGCCUACAAGAUGUGGGAAACAAGUGCCAUGACCAAAGUCCAGCUGAGGCCAACAGUCCGCCCUGCACCCAGUUUUGACCCUGCUGCUGAUGCACAAGCUCUGAGGAAAGCUAUGAAGGGAUUCGGAACAGACGAAGAUGUGAUCAUUGACAUUGUUGCACAGAGAAGCAAUGCUCAGAGGCAAGAGAUCAGACAGGCCUUCAAAUCCCUACUGGGAAGGGAUUUGAUGAAGGACCUGAAGUCUGAGCUGUCAAAGAACUUAGAGAGGCUGAUCAUUGGGCUCAUGUUGACACCUGCAGAGUUUGAUGCCAAAAUGAUGAGGAAGGCAAUGGAGGGGGCUGGGACAGAUGAACAUUCUCUGAUUGAGAUCCUGGUCACCAGGAGCAAUGAGGAAAUACUUGCCAUGAAUGCUGCUUAUCAGAAUGCCUAUAAGAAGUCUUUGGAGGAAGCCCUUCAUUCAGACACAUCAGGCUUCUUCUGCCGCAUCCUUGUUUCUCUCGUGCAGGGUGCAAGGGAGGAGGGCCCUGCAGAUGAGGAAAGAGCUAGUGCAGAUGCUCAGGAACUUGCCGAUGCAUGCAAUGCCGAAUCUGAUGAAAUGGAGCUGAAGUUCAUGAGUAUUCUGUGCACCAGAAGCUUCCCCCAUCUUAGGAAAGUAUUCCAGGAGUUUGUGAGAUGCUCCAACAAGGACAUUGAACAGGUUAUCAGGAAGGAGAUGUCAGGAGAUGUCAAAAAUGCCUUUUGUGCUAUAGUUCGUAGUGUAAAGAACCAGCCCUCUUACUUUGCAGACCGUCUGUACAAAGCCAUGAAGGGCCUUGGUACAGAUGACAGAGCGCUGAUCCGCAUCAUGGUAUCCCGUAGCGAGGUCGACCUUUUCAACAUUCGCAAAGAAUUCAAGGAUACACAUGAUGUCUCCCUCCAUGAAUUCAUCCAGGUAGAAACUAUGAUUGGUGAUACCUCAGGAGACUACCGUAAAACCCUGCUGGUGCUCUGUGGAGGGGAAGAUUAAACUUGUCAAGUCUCUGCAGCUCCGUUCACAGACAAACAA
Molecule: messenger RNA, 2197 nt
Organism: Perca flavescens (yellow perch)
Lineage: Eukaryota; Metazoa; Chordata; Actinopteri; Perciformes; Percidae
Gene: anxa6
Product: annexin A6
Exons: 25
Coding region: 161-2158 (665 amino acids)
Biological process (GO): apoptotic signaling pathway; mitochondrial calcium ion homeostasis; calcium ion transport
Cellular component (GO): nucleus; plasma membrane; vesicle membrane
Molecular function (GO): phosphatidylserine binding; calcium-dependent phospholipid binding; calcium ion binding
Source: RefSeq, a predicted model, not a curated record